GGCUGCCGUGAGGGGCUGCCGUGAGGGGCGCUGCCCGCAGCAGGGCCGGGGGCCGUGAGGGUCCCCGCCGCAGGAAAGCCGCCGCGGUAAGGCCAAGCUCCGCCGGGAGCGGGGUCCUCCGGGUCGGGAGAAGUUGGGCUAAACCCCCUCCCGGGGCUGCGCAUCCCCCGUGCCCCGCUGCAGACCGCUGGGACCGGCCGGUGUCCGCGGGGGAAGGAGCUCGGCGGGCCGGAGCUGCCCCCUCGCACCGGAACAAACCGUUCACCAUGUCAAUCAAAAAGGAAGGUGCCCACAAGAAGUGGGCUGCCCUGAAGGAGAAGCUGGGGCCCCAGGAGACCGACCAGUCAGAGGCCAACCUGGAAAAUGCAGAGCCAGAGCUGUGCAUCCGCCUGCUGCAAAUGCCCUCCGUGGUGAACUACUCCGGGCUGAGGAAGAGGCUGGAGAACAGUGAUGAUGCCUGGAUGGUGCAGUUCCUGGAGCUGUCUGGGCUGGAUCUGCUCCUGGAGGCCCUGGACAGGCUGUCAGGGCGAGGAGUGGCCAGGAUAUCAGAUGCCUUGCUUCAGCUCACCUGCAUCAGCUGUGUGAGAGCAGUGAUGAACUCCCACAAGGGCAUUGAAUACAUUGUGAGCAACGAGGGCUAUGUCAGAAAACUCUUCCAAGCACUUGACACAACUAAUGUCAUGGUCAAAAAGCAAAUAUUUGAGCUCCUGGCUGCACUGUGCAUUUACUCAUCAGAUGGCCACUCUUUGGCUCUGGAUGCUUUGGACCAUUACAAGAGUGUGAAGAACCAGCAGUACCGGUUCAGCAUCAUCAUGAACGAGCUGUCCAACACAGACAACGUGCCCUACAUGGUGACACUGCUGAGUGCCAUCAAUGCCAUCAUCCUGGGCAAAGAGGAGCUAAGAACAAGGACACAGAUCAGAAACGAGUUCAUAGGGCUUCAGCUGUUGGAUGUUUUAGACAAGCUAAGGUAA
Melospiza georgiana is the source of this 974-nucleotide messenger RNA. Its product is annotated as inverted formin-2-like. The record is from RefSeq and is a predicted model, not a curated record. Gene Ontology annotation, biological process: actin cytoskeleton organization. Bases 267 to 974 code for a protein of 235 amino acids. Lineage: Eukaryota; Metazoa; Chordata; Aves; Passeriformes; Passerellidae. The transcript is spliced from 5 exons. Gene Ontology annotation, molecular function: actin binding; small GTPase binding.